AUGGGUGCAUUAAAAAGCGAAAUGGACUCUUUGAACAGUAAUAGCACUAAAGAAAAAUUACAUGCUGAUCCAAUUGACAUUAAUACAUCUCUAUCAUCUUUAGCAGCAACACCCAUUUCUUUUGAUAGUAUUCUACAAAAAUGUGGUCAUUUUGGUCGAUUUCAAUUUAUACAUUAUUUCUUUAUUAAUCUCAUUUCUAUGAGUGCUGCAGUUGCUGGCUUUUAUUAUGUCUUCGCUGUUGCUGAUCCUGAUCAUCGAUGUCGGUUACCAGCAAGUGUAUGGCCUAAUGAUACACAAUAUAAUCCAAUCAAUGCAACAUAUCAAACAAUGAUUGAUAUGUAUAUACCAAAAACAAAAGAUGGAAAAAAAUGGGAACAAUGUGUACUUUAUCCAACUGGAAGUUCUAAUGAUACCCUUAUCAAUUGUCCAAAUGGAUGGGUUUAUGAUCAAUCAAUAUUUGGAUAUACAUAUACUGAAGAAGCAAAUCUUGUCUGUGCUAGUAAACCAAAACAGAGUUGGAUAGCUACUCUAAUGCAAUGUGGUGGUUUUGCAUUACUUAUUAUUGGUACAUUUGCUGACAGAUUUGGUAGAAAAACAACAACUUCUUUCGUUACUAUUUUUCUCUUUCUAACAUGUUUGACUACUCAAAUAAUAAUGCAAUGGAUACCCAUGACAGUAGAAAUGAAAUUUGCUCUUCUAUUGUUAAAUCAAUUUGCAUCUGGUCUUAGUGCUGCUGCAUUCAGUCUAAUAUUUAUUCUAGGUCUUGAAUUAACAUCAUCAUCGCAUACAAGUUUAGCUGGAAAUGCUGCACUUGUUUCAUUUACAAUAGGUGAAUGUAUUGUUACUUUAUUUGCUUAUUUAGCAAAAGAUUGGCAAAUACUUAAAUGGGCUGAUACAGCUUUUAUUGGUUUAGUUAUGCCUUAUCUUUAUUUUAUGCCUGAAUCACCAUUGUAUAUCUAUUCUAAACGACAAUAUGUUCAACUUGAAAGACUUUUACGACGAAUAGCAACUACAAAUAAACGAAAAGAAGAAGAUUGGUAUCCUGUUUAUCAAGAAUUUCUAAAAAAUCAAUCAUCUAAGUUAUUACAUGUUAAUGAAUUAACAUUUUCUCAAAAAGCACAUAGAAUUCUUACACAUCGACCGACUGUUGUUAAAUUGUUAACUACUGCUUUACUUGGUUUUACAACACUGAUGCUUUAUAUAAAAAUAAGUUAUGGUUUAGCUGUAAUGAGCAUUUCACCAUAUCUAGGGAUAUUAAUAGGUGCUGCUGUUGAAGCAGCUGGAUAUAUAGCAGGUUCUUUACUUAUAUCAACAAGACUUGCUCGGAAAGGUUCAUUUAUUCUUAUGGCAAUUCUAACAAUUAUUUCUGUUAUUCUUAUACCAAUUAUUUUGAAACAUAGUUCAAUUGCAACUGUAUUUAUUGCACAAUUUGGAAAAUUUGCCAUAUCAGGUGCGAUUGCUGUAUCAUGGAUAUAUGUACCUGAACUUUUUCCAACAUCAAUUCGAAGUAGUGCCAAUGGAUUUUUUAUUGCAUUUAGUCGUAUUGGUGCUAUUGUUGCACCAAUUAUUAAUGCAUCUGUUAGUAAUGAAUAUCUACCUUAUACAUUUUAUGCAUCAGCAGGUUUAGCUGUUAUUGUUGUUUUAUUAACAUUAGUCCUACCGGAAACAAAAUAUAAACAAUUGGAUGAAGAAGAAGAUUAUACAACAAAUAAAAAUAGUGCUGCUUAA
Molecule: messenger RNA, 1728 nt
Organism: Rotaria sp. Silwood2
Lineage: Eukaryota; Metazoa; Rotifera; Eurotatoria; Philodinida; Philodinidae
Source: the annotation of a GenBank genome assembly